Notothenia coriiceps (black rockcod) is the source of this 3250-nucleotide messenger RNA. Its product is annotated as seizure protein 6 homolog. The record is from RefSeq and is a predicted model, not a curated record. The coding region runs from base 1 to 2163 and encodes 720 amino acids. Gene Ontology annotation, biological process: synapse maturation; regulation of protein kinase C signaling; regulation of dendrite development. Gene Ontology annotation, cellular component: dendritic spine; dendritic shaft; endoplasmic reticulum. The transcript is spliced from 16 exons. Lineage: Eukaryota; Metazoa; Chordata; Actinopteri; Perciformes; Nototheniidae.
AUGACUAAACCAAACAGAUCCCUGUGCUACUGCUUCGGUAGACAACUGAGCAAAGUAACACAGCAGGUGCUGAAUGUGAGUGUGUUGGAGGGGGAGCAGGUGACAGUGGAGGACACGGGUGGCCGGGAACCCUUCAUCCUUGCCAAUGAGUCGGUGUUGAUGAGAGGCCUCGUUCUCCGCAGCUGGAGCAACCAAAUCUCCAUCAGAUUUCGUGGUGACCAACAGCGCAACUCCAUGUUACUCCUGCUCCAUUACCAAGCCUUUGUGCUAAGCUGUGCGUUCCCCAAAGAGCCUGCCGGAGGAGAAGUUUCUGUGACGCACCUCCACGCUGGAGGAGAAGCCUACUUCAGCUGCUUCACCGGCUACAAGCUGCAAGGCCCCAAAAUGCUCACCUGCCGCAAUGCAACCACGCCUUACUGGAGUGGAAAGGAGCCCCGAUGUGUGGCAUCCUGUGGGGGGAUGAUUAAAAACGCCACCUAUGGUCGUAUCGUCUCUCCCGGUUUCCCUGGCAACUACAGCAACAACCUGACGUGCCACUGGGUCCUUGAGGCCCCUGAAGGCCAGCGGCUCCACAUCCACUUUGAGAAGGUGGCUCUGGCAGAGGAUGAUGACAGGCUGCUGAUUAAGAAUGGCAACAACAUAGACUCCCCCCCAGUGUAUGACUCCUACAAGGUUGAGUAUUUGCCCAAUGAGGGUGUGCUCAGUACCGGACGUUACCUGUUUAUAGAGUUCACCACAGACGGGACAUUGACCUCCACUGGAGCAGCCGUCAGAUAUGAAGCUUUUGCCAAAGGCAUGUGCUAUGAGCCCUUUGUGAAGUACGGGAACUUCAGCGGCAGCGACUCCGCCUACGGUCUGGGUGCAGUGGUGGAGUUCUCGUGCGACCCCGGCUACACGCUGGAGCAAGGCUCGGUAGUGAUCGAGUGUGUGGACGCACAAAACCCACAGUGGAAUGAGACGGAGCCGGCAUGUCGAGCUGUGUGCAGCGGGGAGAUCACGGACUCUGCCGGCGUGGUGCUGUCUCCUAAUUGGCCCGAGGCCUACGACAAGGGUCAGGACUGCAUCUGGGGCAUCCACGUGGAAGAGGACAAGAGGAUCAUGCUGGACAUCCAAGUUCUCCAUAUUGGUAAGAAUGACCUGCUGACCUUCUAUGAUGGAGACGACCUGACAGCCAACAUCCUGGGACAAUACAGUGGUACAAAGCCACACUUCAAGCUCUAUACCUCCAUGGCGGAUGUCACCAUUCAAUUUCAGUCCGACCCUGCCACCAACAUCUAUGGCUACAACAACGGCUUUGUGGUCCACUUCUUUGAGGUGGCGAGGAACGACACCUGCUCCGAGCUGCCGGAGAUCACCAACGGCUGGAAGAGCACGUCCCACCCUGACCUCAUCCACGGCACCGUCAUCACCUACCAGUGCUACCCUGGGUUUGAGCUGGUAGGCUCGGAGAUCCUCAUGUGCCAGUGGGACCUCACGUGGAGCGGAGAUGUGCCCAAAUGUCAGGAAGUUUUGACGUGUCAGGACCCAGGGAAUGUGGAGCACAGUCAUAAGGUGAUCGCAGGGAACCGUUUCGUCGUUGGAUCAACAGUGCAGUUCGUCUGUAAUAAAGGCUACAUCCUGUCCGGCAGCAGCCUGCUCACCUGCUACAACCGAGACUCAGCCACACCCAAGUGGAACGAGAGGCUGCCCAAGUGCACCCCUGAGAAGUACGAGCCAUGCAGGAACCCCGGCGCCGCCUCCACCAGUGAGCAGAGCUCUGAGAAGGCCUUCUACCAAGCAGGAGAGACGCUGAGCUUCUCCUGCCACUCGGGCUACGAGCUGCAGGGCCACGGCUCCAUCUACUGCAUCCCCGGACACCCGUCACAGUGGAACAGCACCCCCCCUGCCUGCAGAGCCUCAACCAAAUUUGUGAAUGAACGCAGGCUAGAUGUUGUAAAUAUGGAUUACAGCAUGGAUGGAACCAAUAUUGCCCUUGCAGUUUUUAUCCCGACUGCAAUCAUCCUGGUGGUUGUUCUCGGGAUUUAUGUCUACUUUGCAAAGAUCCAAGGGAAGACCAUCAGAAUGCCGACAUCCCUGCCGCCGUACAAUAACAUGACCGAAGAGUCAGCUUUCGACAACCCUGUGUAUGAGAGCGGACCCUGGCAGUCUCAUUCUAGAUACUAAACCCAGUUUGUUCACUUUGGCCGUACUGCUGAAGAACUUUGAGGGCAAAUGAAAAAGAAUAAAGGUGUCAAUUUAGAGACCUUUAAGAAAGAAUUGCUCAAGCUUUGUCUUUUGGGACCCUCUCUACACUGCUCAUAUUUUUUCCGCCAACCUUUUGUUCCAAAAUGAUUUAUUUCCAUUUUUCCCCUUUCGUGUGUAUUACUGUAAAUAUGUUUCUCUGUCCACGGUCUAAUCUGUGAAUCUGUGAACCACCAUGGUGAUAUUUUUAUAAAGUAAACAGGUGACGACCGUUGGUGAUUGUAUGUUUUUUGAUUACUUUUUCACGCCCUAAUGCAGUAACAAUUAGAGACUGAGGGGAAACGAUGCGUUGAUUGUUGAGAUCUGUUGGAAACCAAUAUCCAAUUAUCCAUAUUCUUUGGAAAUUUGACAUCAUUACUUUCUUUUCUUCGUGUGUAUGGGUCUGCUAUUUGUAAAUAAACUGCCUGUCCAAUAAGAGUGCCUCACGACUGACUAUAACCUGAAAAUCACGUGUGAAAAUGUUUGUAAGAAAAUUGAUAUUUUUUGUUUAACUGUUAUUUUGUAGGCCUGACAUUCUUAGCACUCCACGUUAUGCUCGGUCCUUUCCAUCAUGCAGUGUCACUUCUAGAAACAAGGGGAAAUUAUGCUGGAUAUUUCCCUAUGCGAGCUGAUGUGUUGUUCCAACUGCAGACAGCCUCAGAGGAUUUCUCACAUCAGCUAUGCAUUAGUUUGUUUUAUGUCAAACUGUAAAGUCUGCCUCAAAGGAUAAGUAGCAAUUUGUCCAUUUGUGUGUGUUCCAAAAUGUGGUUGCAUCUCAGCAUUUAUGGAGAUAAAGGCAAAUGUUGGGAUAAAAGAAAGUAAUGACGGGCUUACUGAUGCAUGCAACAUCAGAUUAAAUCCUGCAUUGCAACCUAUAAAGUACAGUGCACAACAUAGAUCCCCAUGUAACAGGGUUUUUAAUGUCGUUAAAAAGUAUUUCUUUCAGCAUCACAGCUGGUGCAACCACACCCAGGAACCAGAUUACCUUCAAGUAUCUAUAAUACUCUGAUUAUUAAUACAAUAAAUUGUU